Aspergillus luchuensis is the source of this 1002-nucleotide messenger RNA. Its product is annotated as Bax Inhibitor family protein. The transcript is spliced from 2 exons. Gene Ontology annotation, cellular component: mitochondrial inner membrane. The coding region runs from base 1 to 1002 and encodes 333 amino acids. The record is from RefSeq and is a predicted model, not a curated record. NCBI's taxonomy places the organism in Eukaryota, Fungi, Ascomycota, Eurotiomycetes, Eurotiales, Aspergillaceae.
AUGGCGUUCUUUUUGCGACGCCCGUUCGCCGUUCCUACGGCGCUUCGGCAAAUCUCCAAACCUGCGAAUAGCGCCCGUUUCAUCCACAACACGCCCUUCAAGCCCCAGUCUAAGCCUACCGGUCCCAUCUCCAUCUUCGCAAAGUCCCGUCAGACCUUCCAAAAUGCUUUCCGUCGCACCUACAUGCAGCCUUCCUACAAUGUUCAGGGUGGCAACAUCACCCAGAAGCUGAUCUACGGCGCCACCAUCAUUGGUGGUACUAUCCUGGCUACGAACUUCAUCUUCAACCGCGAAACCAGAGAGGAUGGUGGCAUGCCUCCGUUUGAGCGCAGCUACCUGAACGAGACGUUUAUGCACACUGGACUUGGUAUUGGUAUCAUUGGUAUUGCUGCUCGCGCUCUGCACACCAACGGAUGGUCUUACCGUUUGAUGGCUGCUAGCCCCUGGGCUGUCAUCGGUCUUGGUCUGGUUGCCAGCGUCGGAACUAUGUAUGGUACUCUGUACACGAACCCUGACAACUACGUCAUGAAGUAUGGUCUCUGGGCCGCUUUCAACGUCACUCAGGCCGCGCUCCUGUCUCCCCUGAUGUUCAUGCACCCGGCUAUUCUUGCUCGCGCUGGUCUUUACACCGCUGGAAUGAUGGGUGCCAUCGCUUUCGUCGGUGCCACUGCUAAGCAGGAGAAGUACAUGUACCUUGGUGCUCCUCUGCUCGCUGGUGUGACCAUUGUCGCUCUCUCCGGUUUCGCUCCUCUUGUUCUCCCCGCUACUGCCACCCGCGCUCUGAUGUGGUCUGAGAAGAUCUGGCUGUACGGUGGUCUCGCUGUCUUCGGUGGUUUCACCCUCUAUGAUGUCCAGAAGAUCCUCCACCACGCUCGCAUGGCUCAGAGAGGCUUGGUCCGCAAGGAUGUCGUCAACGAGAGUAUCAGCCUUGAGUUGGACUUCAUCAACAUCUUCGUCCGUAUGGUCCAGAUCCUGGGCAUGCGCCAGAACAACCGGAGGUAA